UUGGUAUAUCAAUAGAAAAAUAAUGACACGAAAGUUAAUUCUAUCGUAGAAAAACAGCAAAUUCUUCAUGUUUGAAACUAUCGCGAAAAGGAAAAAAGUAUGACACAGCCGACAGUUGACGUCCUAUUCACAUUAUUUUAUGUUUUUUUCUCAUUCUGUUUGAUGUCUCCGCCAUCCGAGUUUGUUUCUGCUGGAAUAACUAUCCAGAAUCUGCUGUCAAAUUACCUUGGCAGUGAAGAAAUGCAUUUUAUAUAUUAUCACAUCAAACGUACAACAGCAACAGUAGUGAUCCACUCAUUUUUCCCUUUGGGUUACUAUAUUGGAUCUGGAUUGUUUUCCCCACAAAAAAACCUAUUUGACCUAUGGAGUUUAUCAUUGUUUUGGAGGACAUAUCUGGCUCUCAGCAUUGCCAUUAUUCUGCUGGCAUUACUCACAGCUUAUUAUUGGUCAUUACGAAAGUGGAACAACCAUCCAAUAGCACAACAGCUUGGUUACCUGCAGGGAAACAACGAUUCGUGGAGAACAGUGGCAUCUUCCAUCAAUAUUGAGUUCCGUCGUUUCGACAAGUUUACAACAGGACCCCAUGGUCAGCGAGUCAUUGUCACAGAUUCCUGGGUGAUAAAAACUGGAGCUUAUUUCCUUCAUGUUGCUCACCAGAAUGACAUCCAUCUGACUCUGUCAAAUUCUGAAGAACAUUCGCUCUCAUAUGAAAACUUAUCUUCUGUGCAAUAUAUCAAUUUUUCUGUAUCAAGUGUUAAUCCAAAAAUAAAGCCUUUCACAAUUAGGUUAAACUCCCUGGAGUACCGUGACUUGAAGGAUAAGUUGCAGACCCCAGUACGGAAUGCAAGGAAUGUGGUUAUACAACAAUCUCUCAGUGACAAGUUCCUGGAGGCCUUCAAGGAUCAGAUCAGAGACAAUGUAGACUUCCACCCACCCCCUAGUUUGGAGAUAGAGACAUGUAUUGGGUGUAUGCAGAAACAAGCAGAUGUAAAACUGGUGAAGCUCUGUGACAAUGCCACUCAGGGAGACUGUGUCCAGUGUUUCUGUCGACCCAUGUGGUGCCUCGAGUGUCUCAGUAAAUGGUUUGCCAGUCGACAGGACCAGCAGCACCCGGAGACCUGGCUUGGCAGCAAGUCCCCCUGUCCCACAUGUCGGGCUACCUUCUGUGUCCUUGAUGUCUGCACCAUCGUGAAAACAUGAAACAGUCAUUGAAUAGCAUAUCAUUCCGUUUGUGAUGUUUGUUCUGGAAAGCUUGUUGAAUGUUAUAUUAUCUCAAGAGGUAUAUAUGUAAGCUUUGUGUCCAGGGCUAUGCAUUGGCCAGAUUUUUUAAAACACCAUUGGAAUCAACUCUUGUGUUGUGACUGAAGCAAAAAUUUUAACAGAACCAGUUGGGACCAGACAGUUUAAGACAUGUCAUCAUUUAGUUGGGAGAAUUCCAAGAGUCACAUGAUCCUUUAACUCACAGAUUCAUUUUUGAAAAAGUGAUGUUGAAGACACUUCAUCAUUUGAGAUUUUGAAUUCACAUUGUGAAAACAUGUAUGUACUUGGCUAAAGUGAUGCAUCAUCUGAUAAUUAAGCUUUAAAUAUUUCAGGAAUUUUGUGCAUUUUCACUGAGUUUUCUAGUGUAAAAUAUAUGCCGCAAUAUUUUACUGAUAAGGCUUUAUUUGUAAUUAUAACAAAAUGUCAGUUGUUUCAUUCAAAAUCUUAUAAGAUUUUAUUGAAAUUUUAGGCAACAUGAGAUUUUAAUAAAUUAUUGUUUUUGGUAA
Messenger RNA from Mizuhopecten yessoensis (Yesso scallop), 1766 nucleotides. RefSeq names its product E3 ubiquitin-protein ligase TM129-like. The record is from RefSeq and is a predicted model, not a curated record. The transcript has 4 exons. Gene Ontology annotation, cellular component: membrane; endoplasmic reticulum. Lineage: Eukaryota; Metazoa; Mollusca; Bivalvia; Pectinida; Pectinidae. Gene Ontology annotation, biological process: protein ubiquitination. Gene Ontology annotation, molecular function: ubiquitin protein ligase activity. Bases 100 to 1200 code for a protein of 366 amino acids.